Molecule: messenger RNA, 2534 nt
Organism: Nicotiana tabacum (common tobacco)
Lineage: Eukaryota; Viridiplantae; Streptophyta; Magnoliopsida; Solanales; Solanaceae
Source: RefSeq, a predicted model, not a curated record
AGGGCUUGGACCUGGGACCUACACUACGUGAAAUUUGUGCUGCAAAUAGAUCAGAAAAGCAGCAAAUAAAGGCACUUCUUCAGAGUGCUGGCACAGCUUUCUGCCCGAAUUAUGUGGACUGGUUUGGAGAUGAAGAUUUUGGUUCACAUUCAAAAAAUGCUGAUCGAGCUGCUGUCUCAAAGUUCUUACAAGCACAUCCUGCUGAUUUUUCUACCAGAAAAUUGCAGGAAAUGGUUCGUUUGAUGAGGGAAAAGCGCUUUCCUGCUGCUUUCAAGUGUUACUAUAACUUCCAUAAAAUUAAUGAUCUAUCAAGUGACAACCUGCCUUUCAAAAUGGUGAUCCAUGUAUAUAGUGAUUCAGGCUUCCGCCGGUACCAGAAAGAGAUGAGGCACAAACCAGGACUGUGGCCUUUGUAUCGAGGCUUUUUCGUUGACCUGGAUUUAUUCAAGGCCAAUGAGGAGAAAGCUGCUGAAAUGGUACAAAGUAGCAAUCAUAUGGUAAAAAAUGAGGAAGAGGACAACAGUUUAGCUGAUGAAGAUGCAAAUCUGAUGGUUAAAUUGAAAUUUCUUACGUACAAGUUGAGAACUUUUUUGAUCCGUAAUGGCUUGACGACUCUUUUCAAAGAAGAUCCUUCUGCAUACAAGGCUUAUUACCUGAGGCAAAUGAAAAUUUGGAAUACUUCAGCUGCCAAGCAACGGGAACUCAGCAAGAUGCUUGAUGAAUGGGCAGUAUAUAUACGCAGAAAAUAUGGAAACAAACCAUUGUCAUCAUCCACAUAUCUAAGUGAAGCUGAGCCCUUCCUUGAACAAUAUGCAAAGCGUAGUCCACAAAAUCAGGCUUUGAUAGGAUCUGCUGGAAAUUUAGUCAAAGUUGAAGAUUUCAUGGCCAUUGUUGAAGGACAAGAUGAAGAGGGUGAUCUCGAGCCGGAGAAAGAUAUUGCACCUUCAAGCCCUAGUAUUCCCAGCAAAGACAUGGUCGCGAAGAAUGAAGGUCUCAUUGUUUUCUUUCCAGGAAUACCAGGUUGUGCUAAAUCUGCACUUUGUAAGGAAAUACUGAAUGCUCCAGGAGGGCUUGGAGAUGAUCGACCAGUUCAUAGUUUAAUGGGUGAUCUUAUCAAAGGUAGAUAUUGGCAAAAAGUUGCUGAUGAACGCCGAAGAAAACCUUACUCGAUCAUGCUUGCUGAUAAGAAUGCACCAAAUGAGGAAGUAUGGAGACAGAUUGAGAACAUGUGCCUAAGCACCAAGGCAUCUGCUAUUCCAGUUGUACCUGAUUCAGAAGGAACUGAAAUCAAUCCAUUCUCUGUUGAUGCACUUGCGGUUUUUACAUUCCGAGUACUUCACCGAGUUAAUCAUCCGGGAAAUCUUGACAAGUCAUCUCCAAAUGCUGGAUAUGUGCUGCUAAUGUUUUAUCACCUUUAUGAGGGAAAGAGUCGUCAGGAGUUCGAGAGUGAGCUUAUUGAACGUUUUGGCUCACUUGUCAAAAUGCCUCUACUGAAACCUGAAAGGUCUCCGCUACCAGAUUCUGUGAGGUCUAUUAUUGUGGAGGGAAUCAAUCUGUACAAGCUUCACACAAACAAACAUGGAAGAUUGGAGUCUAUAAAAGGGAUAUAUGCAAAAGAGUGGGUUAAAUGGGAGAAGCAAUUGAGGGAUAUUCUACUUGGGAAUGCUGACUAUCUCAAUUCAAUACAGGUUCCAUUUGAAUUUGCUGUUAAAGAAGUCUUGAAACAACUGGGAGCUAUUGCGAGGGGCGAGUAUGCAGCGCCUACUUCUGAGAAGAGGAAGCUAGGAUCUAUUGUGUUUGCUGCUGUCAGCCUGCCAGUUCCAGAAAUUCUUGGUCUUCUGAAUGAUCUAGCCCAGAAAGAUCCGAAGGUUGGCGCUUUCUUGAAGGAUAAAAGCACAGAGAGCUGCAUUACAAAGGCCCAUUUGACCCUGGCUCAUAAGAGAAGUCACGGUGUCACUGCAGUUGCCAAUUAUGGUUGCUUUCUUCACCAAAAGGUGCCAGUAGAGGUGGCUGCUUUAUUGUUCUCUGAAAAAUUGGCUGCACUAGAAGCAAAGCCUGGCUCUGUUGAAGGUGAGAAGGUCGAUUCUAAAAACCAAUGGCCACAUGUCACAUUAUGGACAGGGGAAGGAGUUGUAGCCAAAGAUGCCAAUACACUACCGCAGUUACUUUCACAAGGGAAGGCUACGCGCAUUGAUAUAAACCCACCAAUCACUAUAACUGGCACUCUCGAAUUCUUUUGAGCUCUACUCGUACCUUGUCUUGAGUCGAUCUACAUUGCUUGAACCUUAAACGUGUUCUGAGUGCAUAUCGUUUAAUGAAUUAUCCAAGUUGUAGGAACAAUUUUGUAGGGUUGUGUGCUUUUUUGGCUGGAAAAGGUUUUGCAGGAUAGAAUUAGAUGUAGAGAAAAUGUAAAGUGUUUAGAAAAUGAAGUAGGUCUAGAGUCGCAGUAUUUUUGAAACCGCAACUAGCAGUACUUGAAUAAAAGGAACAAUUUUCUACCGGGUACUACCAUAUAUUAGUUUUCAUUCCUGCUA